UGUAACAAAGAGUUAUUCCAUUACAGAUUCCAUCAUGGAGUUUUGGCAGAUAGCGACCAUUUUCGUGUCGCUAUAUCAAUACCAGUCAGGGGGCCUUUUAACAGUGUCACCGUUUUUCUUUCUUUGUAAUUACCAUGGAAACGUGCAGGAAUUUGGUGUUGAGAGGGGUGAGGUUGCAAUCAGUGUGUCGGUAGAAGGGAACCCUCAUUACUAUGUACCUGGGCAGUUUUAUCAAGUGACCGUGUCAUCCAGCAUGAACUUUGACGGCUUCCUGUUGACGGGACUCUACACUCUGACCUCGGACCUCCAGUCCAGGAUGAUGGGUGGGCGGGGCUUCUUUGGCUCACAGCCAAUGGGAACUAACCUGAUGUGCUCCAUUGUCCACUCCCAUGUUAGCAGACAGCCGGUUCACGAGUUGGCCUUCAUGUGGAUGGCGCCAUCGGAGGGCACUGGCUGCGUCAGCUUCUUAGCAACUGCAACUUUAGGGCACCAGCUUCUGUUCAAGGACACCACUGUAUUCCAGAUGUGUGAAGAAGGAGCGGCCACCACCUCGCCACUCCGACCAGAACUUGCCCAGAUUCACUCCGACUCUGUGAUCCUCAGGGACGACUUUGACUCCCAGCCUGGCUUCAGGACAGACCUCUGGCAGGCUACCGAGGGCGGCACAGUGGGUGACGGGUGUGGUGCCGUCAUGUUUGACAAGGCUGCUGUGUUCUGCAAGAGGGAAGGCAUCAGACAGAUGACUACAGUGCCCCUGAACAUGACGACAGCUCGAGUUGUCCAGUUUGCGUUGUCUGCUGGGACGUGUGGGCGCAGCGACAGCGAGGACCGUGACAUCAUUGUGAUGUUUGGGACACAUGGCUGCACACAGUGGGAGGAGAUAGAGAGGCUCAGACCACCGACCAGCAGUGAGGCCGAGAUUCACCUGGUGACUUUACCUGUGGAAGCCAGGAGAGAGGGCAUCUGUCUGAGGUGGAUUCAGACCCCCUACCCAACCACCUCACCUGCCCCUCCCCUAACCACACCCCCUGUGUUCAUAACAGAACCACAUCACUUCCCUGAGAGAGUCCAUAAUGAAUCUCAAGCAUCGACACAUGCUGACACUACAAUCCUGCAUACAGAGGCCAUAUCUACAGUUAUGUUGACAGACCCCCCUACAACGCAUCCACCAGCCUAUCUAUCCACUAAACCAUCCACUCAACCAAUCACCCAAACAUCCACUCAACCAACCACUCAACCAACCACUCAACCAAUCACCCAAACAUCCACUCAACCAAUCACCCAAACAUCCACUCAACCAAUCACCCAAACAUCCACCCAACCAAUCACCCAAACAUCCACUCAACCAAUCACCCAAACAUCCACACAACCAACCACCAAAACAUCCACUCAACCAAUCACCCAAACAUCCACUCAACCAAUCACCCAAACAUCCACUCAACCAAUCACCCAAUCAUCCACUCAACCAACCACUCAACCAACUACCCGUCCACCAACCAAUCCAACCACCAACCCUACCACCCACCAAACGACCUACCCCCCACUGCCCCUUUUACCCUCCCAAGAUGAGCCCUCACAUUUCACCAAGUUCAGAAAGGGAACCAAACAUCGACAACAUGAUGGUGCUACAUUUCUCAAGAAGGGUUUGUUCCGAACCAAGCGACACCGCCGUGAGUUGCGAGCACUCACAUCCAACACAUUCAAGAGCUGCUGGGCCAUAGAUAACGUACUAGUUGUAAACAUAGCUCACCCACCCUCACAGCUGCAGGAGACAUUUGACCCCGUGGAUCCAAGCAACUGGAUGUUCUUUCCGGGAGGUAAUAUACGGCAAACAUGCCAGUCAGACAGCAGCACAAUGACCUUCACCGAACCAAAUCAGACAUUGAACUACAUGGUGACCCGUGACCUUGACCUUAAACCUGAUGUCAGCUCCGACAGUUUCCUGUAUGAACAGUUUGAAUCGGGAGUAGAUUCAACCUGGAGUGUUAUAGGUGGCGCCACCAAUGUUUUGUGCGGUAUUGUGGACAAGCUGAAUGCUCUGGUGAUGUUUGAGACGGGGAAGCGGCAAGUCUGCACUGACUUCAUGGACAUGACAACUGCGAGCAACGUCCAGUUUGUCUUUGGGAUAGGCGUGGGUGGGUGCCACUCAUCAGAGAAAGCGGCCAGCUUUGUGCAGGUGUACAUGGAGGACCACAACGGCAACACAUACUUCAUCGACAAGCUCAAGCCAGAAGACUACAGGCAAGCGAGGUUGGUGUCCCUCCCACUGACGUCGGUGGGCCGGGUGUCGGAAGCGAGGAUCUGCUGGCUACAGAAGUUUAACACGGGUCCUUAUCGAGACAUCUGGGUGUUAGAUGGCGUCACUGUGCUGCCAUACAUACCCUCAACAACUGAGGCGGUGGUGCAGUUCAGCAUCAACAUGGAAUGUGGACUAAACUUACAACAAAACAGCAUCAACCUGGAGUACAGUACAGAUCAUGGAGACACAUGGUACACCCUCCACCAGCCAUGUCUGUCUGGCCAUUGUGACGGCAUCUACCAGCCGCUCUCCUCCACUGUCCACAGCAAGGACCACAGCCAGUGGACACGCUUCACGUUCCCGAUCCCAUACAAGGCGAUGAUGCCGUACACUAGGUUCCGCUGGAGACAGGUGGAUGAGUCUGGGGCCCCGAACUGGGCUGUGGAUGAUGUGUUCAUUGGCAGUUGUCCCGAUGGCUGUAACAACCAUGGCACCUGUGGGUUGGAACAGUGCAGCUGUGACUUCGGCUACAAGGGCGCCACCUGCAGGGAUCCUGUAGUUCCCAGUCCUUCAUCUUUCAUGGAGAGUUUUGAAGACCCCAUAGUAGUGACAUCAUCGAUGUUGUUUACCAUCCACGGGGCGACGGUCACCUUUGACUGUGGCGUCAUCUCAGCAGGAAAGUCCCUUGUCUUCAAUGGCAAUGGACCAAGAGUAUUCCUCACAACUGAUUUCAAUACAACAGAUGCACAAUACCUCCAGUACUCUGUGCGAGUAGGGAGUCUGUCCACAACCUCAGACUGCCCUCCUCCCGAUGACACGUCCGAGUCGGUCUACCUCGAGUAUUCCUGCAAUGGUGGCAUCUCUUGGCACUUCCUGCGAGAGUUCUCCAUCAAGGACUAUCAGUCACCACGAGGAGAUGCUGUGUAUCUUCCAAAUGCUGCUCGAGACUCAUCGUGUAGAUUCCAGUGGCGACAGCCAAAUCACUCCGGUAGUGGCCAUGAUGUGUGGGCAAUAGAUGAAGUCAGUCUGGCUAAAAAACUCUCCAACACACUGAGUAUCGAGGCAGCAGAUAUGAAAGACAUGGAUGAAGAACUUACAACAAAUCUGGGCCAACUCGUGGACAGUUACUGUGGCGCUCCCAAGAGUAUUAAUUUUGCAGGAAAGGAGAAGAAUGGACAAGACCGAUUCCUAAUGACGGACACAAUGCAGAUCGGUCCGUCCUACAUGGCACAAUUUGACCUUGUGAUGGGUUGUCACACGGCAUACACAAAGGACAUCGACAACCGUGUGUAUCUGGAAUACUCCAUUGACCAUGGUUCCAGCUGGUACCUGGUGCAGGAGCCGUGCCUGCUGCCGAUGUUGUGUGAGGAGUACCACGCAGGGACGGUGUACGACUCCUCACAGUUUCAGGACUGGACACGGACGACGGUCUUGCUGCCAGAGGACACGUGGUCGCCAGGGACCAAGUUCAGAUGGCGCCAGUCCAACUGGAACCCAACCGACUCCUGGGCAAUCAAGCGGAUAUAUAUUGGGCAGCAGUGUCCAUUCAUGUGUCACGGCCACGGCAAGUGUAACGAAGGAGUGUGCAAGUGCGAUGCAGGAUUUACAGGUGACACCUGCCAACCGAGUACCGUGAUGGACACUGACAUGCAUGCUGACUUUGGUAUGAGAUAUGAGCCAGAGGAGGACUUCCAUCGUAUCAUCGGUGGUGAUGUUGUUCGCAGCAACCAAGGAUGUGGACCUAUACUCUCCGGAGAGUCAAUAUACUUCUUCAAGGAUGGUGUACGUGAACUGCAGACCAAGGACCUGGACACGACAGAUGAUGACUACAUCCAGUUCUACAUCCGUCUGGGAGGGGCGGAUGAGGACUGUCAUGGAGCUGACCAACGAUCUGAGUCUGUCCUGCUCCAGUUCUCUGUCGACGGAGGGAUCACAUGGAAGUUGCUGGAUGAGAUCCACCACCGGGAAUACCAGCGUCCCAGGUUUGUGCACAUAGACCUGCCUUCAGAGGCUCAGAACCCCAGCACCCGAUUCCGUUGGUGGCAGCCAUCACACUCAGGUCAAGGUCAAGAUCAGUGGGCAGUUGAUGAAAUUAUCAUCGGGCAUUAUGAGCGGAGGAGGUUCAUUGAAGAUGAUUUUGAGAGCCAUGCUGACCCCUUGGAAUCUGGCAACUGGUUGACAGUCACGGAGGGUGUGGUAGGAAAGUACUGUCAGCAGACCAACCCAGGCCUGGUCCUUGGUAACCAACCCAAUGACAAGAUUGUCAUUACCAAAGAUCUGGCACUGAAACCAAAUGAUGUCAUACAGUUCAGGAUCAACGUGGGGUGUGGUAAGAUCUUCCGAUGGGACCACCCCGUGUACCUGCAGUACAGCCAUGACGGCGGGCGGACGUGGCAGUUGGUGACGGAGCCAUGCUACCAGGAGCAGGACUGUGAUGGGCGCCAUGUUGAAGGCAGCAUCUACUACACCGGCACACACGGAGAAUGGAGUCUCGUCGUCAUCCCAGUCAGCACAGACAUUGCCAUGCACCCAGUGAUAUUCCGAUGGUAUCAGCCUGGUGGUAUGGCUCACAGCUUCAGCAUUGACGACGUCUACAUCGGCCCUCCCUGUCCACAACAUUGUCUACGCCAUGGCCUGUGUCAUCGUGCCUCAUGUGACUGCUUCGAUGGGGCAUCAGGUAUUGGUUGCCAGGCCGAUGAUCCACGUCCGUCAGGUAUGCUAGACCGGUUCGACAACAGGAACCAACCCACGGCAUACUGGCAGAAGAUCCUGGGUGGGUACCUGGGUCGCGGAUGUGGCGUGGUGGAGUAUGGUAACUCGUUGUACUUCAAUGGCGAGGGAACCAGGGAGGCUGUCACGGACCCUCUCGAUACAACCAGUCUCAGGAUGCUCCAGUUUGUGGUGAAGAUAGGAAGCCCACAAAACAGGUUCGGGUGUAGACAGCCGGAGAACCGUAAUGAGGGCAUCGUUGUGGACUACUCAACUGACAACCAGAUUACCUGGAACAUCCUGAAGGUCAUCGAACCCCAGCUGUACAACUCCACAACACAGGUAGUGGUGGUGGAACUCCCUGCGGAUGCCAAGACCAACCACACCACCUUCAGAUGGUGGCAGCCGCUCGGACACGGAGGUGUCCCCCGUGCUCAGUGGGCCCUGGACAGCGUCCUCAUCGGCAUCAAUGACACCAGCACAUUCGGCUUCCAGGACGACUUCAGCUCCAUGAUGCCAGACCCUCACAACUGGUUCAUCGCCGACAGCGCUGUGCCCCGAAUUGCCUGCAACUCUCAGGGCAACGCACUCGAGUUCAGCACAAAUAAUGGCCUCAGGUUUGCUGAGACGUGGGACUAUCACGUGACCCAAUCCACGUUCCUCCAGUUCGACAUUGCUAUGGGCUGUGGGUCGCUGUAUGGGACGCUGUACAACGUCAUGUUGGAAUACUCUGUGAACAUGGGCAAGACCUGGCACCCCGUGGUGUCAGAAUGUAAGCCCCCCAACUUUGAGUGCAGCGGCUACCAUUUGAGCAGCGAGUAUUCCUCUGACCAGCACAUGAACUGGACGAGAGUGACUGUGUAUCUGCCUCAAGGAGCUGUGUCUCCAGCGACGCGGUUCCGAUGGUUACAGCACACGUCCAACCCGCGGGGCAUGGUGUGGGCGCUGGACAACGUAUACCUGGGCAGUGGAUGCCCCUGGCUCUGUUCAGGCCAUGGCUACUGCAAUAAGGGAGAGUGUGUGUGUGAUGCCGGCUUCUCUGAACCUUUCUGUGUACCUACAAAGCCAUUACCCAUGAUGCUUCGUGAUGACUUCAACACAGACACUGUGGAUCAGUCCAAGUGGAGGGAGGUGUAUGGAGGGGAGAACACUGACGUCUGCGGGAACAUCGUCAGUGGUAACGCACUCACAUUCCAUAAGGGUCAACUGAGAAUGGCUGUGACAAGAGAUAUUGAUACGUCCAUGCUCACUACUGCAGAAUUCUAUUUCCGAUAUGGCUGUGAAGGCAAGUUGUUUGAUUGGCCGAGGACACACAGUGUUCUGCUGCAGUAUUCCACCAAUGGCGGCAUCACCUGGAAACUCCUCAAGGAACUCCAUUACCGCAAUACAAGUGGUGUAAGUUACUUCACAAUAUCGCUUCCCAUGAGCGCCAAGAUGAAUGCAACAAGAUUCCGGUUCUGGCAGCCAGAGAAUGCAGGUGAGAUGCAGAUGACUUGGUCAGUGGACAAUCUAUUUAUUGGCACUAUGCCAAUGAAUCCCGGGUUCCUGUACGAUGACUUUGACAGUGGAGAAACAGACCAAGAGGGCUGGAUGUUUGUAAACAAUGGACGUGUCGGGCAGUACUGUCAGUUUAAUACAGGGACAGAUACAUCAUCAUCUGGUGAGUCCGCCCUUGUGUUCCGGAGGUCAGCUGGAGGAGAGUUAUCUGCUGUUACAUGUGACCUUGACAUUGGACCAAUGUCAGUUCUACAGUUUGAUAUCAAUGUUGGCUGCGGUUCCGAGGCCACCAACAAGUACCCUGUCAGGCUGGAAUACUCAUCUGAUCGAGGGAAAACAUGGGCGCCUGUUGUACCCAACUGUGCCGAGGUGUCAAGUGUCCGAUGUUUCGACAGCACGUUACCACAGACUGUGUACUAUGGCGGUACAUCACCAAACUGGCGACGGAUUGUAGUGCCUCUAAAUAAUCUUCUUGUGUGUGGGGCAAUGAGAUUCCGCUGGUACCAAGGUGCAGUACCUGAGUACGACUUUGCCCCCGAGUGGGCGAUAGACAACGUGUACAUCGGCAUGGCCUGCAUCGACCACUGUAACGGGCAUGGGUUCUGUGUGAAUGGCAUGGUGUGCAUGUGCGACGAGGGCUACUCGGGGGAGAGGUGUGUGGCGGAGGGACACAAACCCACGUAUCUGAAGGAGGACUUCAACCCACCCCGGGUCAUCUCCCUGCUGCCCCAGAGGGGGGACGUGUCGCAGUCCAACGUCCUGGAUGCUAGCCAGCAACUGGACCAGGACCGGUGGUCAGUGUGGAGUGGAGGCAGACCCUCUGACCACUGUGGGAAUCUCUUCACCGAGCCCAGUCUGCACUAUGGUAACACUGGCGACAGAGUGCUGGCCACCACGGAGAUGGAUCUCUCUCGAGUCAGCACACUGCAGUUCUACCUGAAGCUAGGCUGUUACCAAAGCGUCCAGCCAACGUUACCAGUCUUCCUCCUUUCUGUCAAUGGUGGCAUCAAUUGGAUCACCAUUGAACAGUUUGACUUCAAUGACCGAAGCAACAGUCCACAAUAUUUUGCCCUCCCCCUUCCGUCCACCGCACGCUCCAACUCCACCCUGCUGAGGUGGUGGCAGCCAUCAGUAGAUGGGACCUACUCUGAAGACUGGGCUAUUGACCAGGUCUACAUCGGUGGCGACAUCUAUGGGGAGGAUGUUCUGCAGGAUGAACCCGGUGCCCCUCGUGACUCCACAUGGCUGAUGUACCCAGGGGGGGACGUGGAGAAGGUGUGUGGCUCUCCAGUGGAAGCCAUGCACUUCAAUGGGCUUGACAACAUGAGGUACGCCAUCUCUGCCGACGUUGAUGUGAGGGAGGGGAGCUUUGUCCAGUUUGAUGUGGCUAUGGGAUGUGAACCAACCACAGAGAACUGUUAUCACAUGGACCUUGAGUUCUCCCUGGACAUGGGCAAGACCUGGAGUCUCCUGCAGCGAGCGUGUGUUCCCUCCGAUGUGGACUGCAGCACCUACUUCACCAGCUCCCAGUACCAGUCAGACAUGUACGCUGGUUGGAACAGGGUCACCAUCCCUCUGCCGUACUACACCAGAUCUAAAUCAACAAGAUUUCGCUGGCAACAGCCACCAGGAUUCAUACCAAGUCAGUCCUGGGCACUGGCCCACCUGUACAUCGGUGGGGAGUGUAGGUCCAUGUGUAGCGGUCAUGGUCGGUGCUAUGAAGGCAGCUGUGUUUGUGAUGAGGGAUGGACUGAUGCCGAUUGCCGAGAACCAAUCACUGCCCUCCCUGGUCGACUGGAUGAUGACUUUACUGUAGCAGCAGACGACACUAACUGGAUUAAACUGGUUGGUGGGGAAGUGGCACGUCCUUGUAAGACUCUAGCCAAUGGGAAGGCUCUUCACUUUACUGGGAGUUGCAGCCGCGCUCUAAUCACUCGUGACCUUGACCUCUCUGAUGCCAAAUUCAUCCAGUUCUACUUCCUGUUUGGCUGUAACUCUCUGCCAGUGAACCGUGACCAGAGUGUUCUGGUGGACUACUCUGCUGACAGUGGUAUUAGCUGGAUCCCGGUCACGGAACUAUACUACAACCUGUACAGACAACCAACAUUCAUUAGCGUGCGUCUGCCCCCUGGGUCCAAGAAGCCAGGUGUCAGAGUGAGAUGGUGGCAGCCCCAACACGGCGGCCAUAUGCUGGGAGACUGGGUCAUUGACAGCAUUCGCAUCAACGGCCAGGAAGACAACCCCACCAUCCUCCACAUCAACACCACAGACAUCCUUGACCCCAAAUACUUCCCAACAAGAGAUAACCUUGAACUGGAUGAAUUUUGCGGAUCUGCUGAUGUAGUGGUUGGGACAACAAAGGACGGCGAAGCCUCCAUGUUGACUAGUCAGGAAGUGAAACUGGACAAUGGUGCCAUACUACAGUUUUAUAUAAAUGUUGGUUGUGGAGUUUUAAGCAAUGCGUCUACACCGCCUGUUGAACUGAAGUAUUCCACAGAUCAUGGAAUGACUUGGGACUUCCUGAAUCCUCAGUGUUUACCAAACGACCCCCAAUGUCGCAGUGGGGCACAGAUGCCAACGAUGUUCUAUGGGGAUCCAACAGCACGCUGGCAGAGGGUGGUGAUUCCUCUCAAUGGACUUCCAGUUUCUAAUGGCACACGGUUCCAGUGGGUGCAGCGCCCCGACGGUUCCCCCUCUCCACACCACUGGGGCAUCAGGGACAUCUACAUUGGACCUGCCUGCCCUGACUUUUGUAGAGGUCAUGGUCACUGUGAUUACCCACGAUGCAUCUGUGAUACUGGCUACGGAGGAGAAGACUGCAAGACUGUGGACAUUAAUAGGCCGACGCAGCUCAAGGACACGUUUGACAAGCCGGGGGUGAACAGCAGUAAGUGGACCGUGGUCCAGUCGGGGGAUAUCCAAGAUGGCUGCUCCACCCUGGUUGAGGGGACGUCCCUGGUGUUUGACGGGCCGGGGUUGAGACAGGCUGUUACAGUGGACCUGGAUCUCAGGAAUGCCAAGUUCAUGCAGUACACGGCGAUGAUCGGUGGCCAGAGCAUCCGCCCUGGGUGCUACCUGCCCAGCUCACGUGACCAGAGUGUCCUGCUACAGUUCUCGGUAGAUGGAGGUAUCUCCUGGACCACACUACACACUCUGGACUAUUCCACAUACCUUACACCACGUCAGGAUUACCUCCCCUUGCCGGAGGCCGCACGGACGGAGAGCACACGGUUCCGGUGGUGGCAGCCGCUGCCUGCAAACUCCCAGAUGGAGCUCCCCCUGUGGGCGCUGGACAACGUCCUGGUUGGGGGGACGGAGAUCAACCCUAGUCAGUUCCUCCACACCUUCAACCUCUCUUUGCCGCAAGAUGACUCUUCAGACUAUGAGUUCAGCCCACAUGGGAAGGUUGAGAGUGGCGUCUGCUCCAAUACUGAUGGUGCUCUGUCGUACAAGGAGGGGUUGGGAAUCAGGGUGUUCACCACAAACCAGCUGAUUGUGCAGUCCCGAUACAUGCUGCAGUUCAAGAUCGUGGUGGGUUGCAACCAACAUUACAACGUCUGCGAGGACCACGCCCCGAUCCGCCUUGAGUACAACAAGAACCCACAGUCAGGACGCUGGCAUCUGGUGAAGCAGCUGUGUCUCCCUGACAACAACCAGAUGGAGUGUCGGCCCCAGGUCCACCACCAGGCCAGCAUCUUCACUCUGGCGGACUUCCCUGCCUGGACCAGGGUCACCAUCAGCCUCCCGGACAGGGUCUUCUCAGGCUCCACCCGAUUCCGGUGGAUCCAGGCGUCCCAGGACCGGCCGUCUGCUGGUUGGGCUCUGGACGACAUCUAUGUUGGGGAGAAGUGUGAGAACAUGUGUAGUGGGCGCGGAGACUGCCAGCAUGGACGCUGCAUCUGUGAUGAGGGAUAUUACGGUCCCACCUGUAGACCAAGCAGACGUCAGCUCCCGAGCAAGAUGUUUGAAUCAUUUGAAGGUGGGAUAUUCUCAGCCCACUGGGCAGCAGUGACUGGAGGUGGCAUCGGGUUUGGAUGCGGGGCACUGCUGCCAUAUGCUCACGGAAAGACACUGUAUUUCAAUGACUGCGGCACAAGACAGGCAGUCACUGCAGAGAUGGAUAUGACAUCAGCUGUGAAAAUAAUAUUUGUGAUGCAGAUAGGUUGUCAGGCUCAGACAGAGAACUGUAACGUACGUCUUGGCAGUGGUCCUGACUAUAGAGGUGUGCUGUUGCAGUACUCUACCAACCAGGGGUCUGACUGGAAGUUGCUGGCCCGCCAUGACCCUGAAGACUUCAUGAGGCCCCGGCGUAUGGCGUACGACGUCCCUUCCGCUGCCCGUGCUGUGGGCACUCAGUUCCGGUGGUGGCAGCCAAUACACGAUGGUGCUGGAGCUGACCAAUGGGCAAUCGACAAAGUAGAAAUUAUUUCUGGUCCGUCACAUCACAGCAGGAACAGAUGGACAAGACAGUAAUUGAUGAGAUACAUCCAACAUCAGUUGUCACAGUAACUGAGGAAGCACAAUAUCAGCAGAAAAGUACCCAGAAUCUGGGUCCAGACCGAGACUUUGUGAAAGAUUGUGUACAUACACCGCUGUGUAGAUACAUGUAAAUAUUUCUACAGCUGACUGAGUGACAGAGGCCAGCUAUUACAGGGUCAUGUCUAAUUAUUUCUGCAACAGUGCCUUGAACUACAUUCAGAUGUACAAAAUCAGUUAUAUAAGUUUAUAUAGUCCGUGUAUACAGACUGUCAGUUUACAGGAUAACGGUUUGAAACAUUAAAGUCCUUAAUAUCCAGUUCUAGUCAAUUGUUUAGGUGCAUAGUUGGAUACAAUUGUCUUUUGUACUUUCUUUCAUUACACUUCCUAUGGUACCAAAGAAACUGCUUAUUAAGAAUACUUCUUAAAGUACUUUUCAUUAUUUAACAUAAAAAAACUUUAUACCUGGCGCCACUGUUUUUCAUUUGUGUGUAACCCUUCACAACAACCCAUGUUCAUCAAUACGUGACCAGUAUUGUCUUCAAUAUUCUUAUGGUGCAUGUUCGGAUUAUACGACAAAACAAACCCUGUUGCCAAACUAUGAAAGUAGAAUUGUAUAUACUGAUAGAACCAUGUUAAGUCAUUAAAUGGUAAGUCUUUUA
Messenger RNA from Haliotis rubra (blacklip abalone), 11583 nucleotides. RefSeq names its product reelin-like. Lineage: Eukaryota; Metazoa; Mollusca; Gastropoda; Lepetellida; Haliotidae. Gene Ontology annotation, biological process: neuron migration; central nervous system development. The record is from RefSeq and is a predicted model, not a curated record. Gene Ontology annotation, molecular function: lipoprotein particle receptor binding.